AGCGCAAGAGAGCGCGCACAUAAUAAUAAUAAAAUCAUGUGUUUGUAAUUCUACGCUCCAUUAGUGUCGCCGUUUUGUGUUGUUGCGGGAGUCGAUUAACUUUUACUGUUUGUGAUGAGUAUUUGUUUCUCCCUUUUGGCUCUUCUGCUGUUGUUGCUCCUCGAAACCGGCCGGGAGUGCCAUCGGAGCAAAAAUCAGAGACAAAUGGUUUCAGUUGUAAAUUGACAUCACUCCGCCGAGCAGCUCUGCGAGUCGAGCGCUACGCUAAGCAAACGUAAAGCAAAGCAAGCCAAGAGAGCGUAGCAAGUCGUGUACCGUUUAUCGUUCGUGGUUUCGUGGCCUACUGGGCUGCUGAACUGUAGCAUUAGUGCUAGUACGUAGUGGUGUGGAUUGCAGUUGAUGCCCCUCAAUCGUCGUUAAUAGCCGGAUAAAUUGACAUUGAGUGCUUUCUGGGGCUCUGUGGAAUUGGCCGUUGUCUCCCGCAAAGAGGACACUGCACACAGUUGGCGGAGUACUUAACGUUUGAAUCGUCUCGUCAAAAGGAGAACUUGAUUGGAGAAUCGUUUGAACCGAAGCAUUUAUGGUCUCCCUCCCAGCAAUUGUUGUGUGCUAAUUGAGUGUGAACGCGCAGUGAAUAAUUAUUGACAGCCGAUUUUUUUGUUUCGAGUGAAAUUCUGUGAAAAAAAAACCUCCACGCGAAGGACCCAUGAUUUGCCGGUUUGGAUAAAUUCCCCUCGGAUAAAGGCAGGCGCAGCAGAGAAGAAAACGAUCACCUCAUCAGGACGCGCACAUAUUCAUGGAAUACCACGAACAACUCACCACCAGUCUGACGUUCCCCCACAGUAAACAAUAGGUGACCAAAGACUUCUCUCCGAGCGAAAGCCGUGGCAUCCGUUGAGCGACAUGACACAGGCUGAAGAGGUUCGCGAGGUUAACCAGGUCUGCAUUACCAACACUCCCGAUCUCCACACACAGGCGGCACAGGUUGCCGAUCGAAAGUCACCCCCACAGCCUCCAGUUCCUCCAUCUUCGGCCAUUAGUAGUACAUCGCCCUCCAAUCACCGCAAUGGCGAAGACUCUUCGUGGCACCCUAGUACAAACCUAGAUGGCAUUUUCACCUCUAACUGGUCCAGCAAUGGCAAGUGGCACCCCCACGUGUAUGCCAAUCCACCAAAGCAGCCAACUCCGCACUCGAUCAUGGACAUACUUGGCUGGAAGGGAUCUGCGGGGAAGGUCGUCGAACCACCCGUCAACAACAACAACCACAUGGUGCCAUAUCUGUUGCAAAGCCUCAACGCAACGAAAGAAGACAACGAUGAUCAACCGCUGAACUUAUGCAUUUCUAAACCUACGACUCAGCCGUCAGUGGAAAGGGUAUUCGAGAAGCAUUUGGAAGAAGAAACUACACAGGAAUCGGUGCGAUCGGUCAGUCGGGAAAGGACCCACUCAACCGAUGCGGAGUCGGAAAUCUACGGGUCAAACGAAUCGCAGCACUCGAUGAAGGAUUCGUCCUCGACGAGUGGCCAUAAAGUGCCAUCGCUGGGAGGUGGCAAGAAAAACAGCCGCACCGAAGCGCUAGAUCUCGACGGGGAUGGAGACGACAGCCAGCAGGAUGGGAACAGCCGGCGGAAGAAGAAAGCCCGAACGACUUUUACCGGGCGGCAGAUCUUCGAGUUGGAAAAGCAAUUCGAGGUGAAGAAAUACCUCUCAUCGAGCGAGCGAACCGAAAUGGCCAAGCUGUUGAAUGUGACGGAGACACAAGUGAAAAUUUGGUUCCAAAAUCGCCGCACCAAGUGGAAAAAGCAAGACGGCGAAUCAGCGGCAGGUACCGCAAAUUCAUCGAAAGAGUCAAAAUCACCUAAGCCUCCAUCAUCCUCCCCUUCGACCCUUCCAUCUCCCACUCCUGCGUUCCCAACCGCUCCUUCUUCCUCUUCCUCCUCUGCCUACUCUCCGCACCCCGUCCCAGACGUUCCCGGAAGUCUCCAACCAGCCAAGCAACCAACCAAGCAUUUCCCCAAAAACAGUGCCAAAGUGCGCCGGUCCAAAUCCGGCGAUGCCAUCGUCUCCGAUCUCCCCCAGGAACCUCCUAUGCCCAAAGCACCCGCAAAGGAUCCGAAAAAGUUCCUCAGCCCGCUGGAAGCUUCCCUUCCCAAUCCGUUUGCUUCCAUUCUCGAUCGAACCGGAAGUCCUUCGAAAGACGUCGAAAGCCGAAUUUCCGCAUCCAAGAUAUCGCUGGAUGCCAUCUGCAAUGCCACCAACUUCCUGAUGAAACCUUCACCCCCGCCCAGUAACUCCCUUCCUCCACCGCCCCCUCCGCUGCCCAGCGAUCGACAUCUAGCGUUUGGCGCCAUCGAGGACAUGACCGACAUGGAGUAGGCAGUUCAACGAUUCCACCACCCGGAGAAGACACAUAUGCGCAAUACUCAUCAUCACCCUUCUCGUCUGCAGUGUUUGUGUGCUUUCCCUCUACCCCUGUCCCCCAACUAGAUAUAUCGAUACAAAGUCAUAUGAAAUACCAACCAAUCUAGUGGUACCCUAGGAUUAAGUCGUUUCGGAUAGCAGAGUUGAAAAUUAUCAUCAAACAAAUUAAACAGUGAGAGAUUGAUUACAAUAAAUGAAACCAAUUGAAAAUCUUA
Molecule: messenger RNA, 2636 nt
Organism: Aedes aegypti (yellow fever mosquito)
Lineage: Eukaryota; Metazoa; Arthropoda; Insecta; Diptera; Culicidae
Gene: NK7.1
Product: homeobox protein GBX-2
Exons: 5
Coding region: 904-2376 (490 amino acids)
Biological process (GO): regulation of transcription by RNA polymerase II; cell differentiation
Cellular component (GO): nucleus
Molecular function (GO): RNA polymerase II cis-regulatory region sequence-specific DNA binding; DNA-binding transcription factor activity, RNA polymerase II-specific
Source: RefSeq, a predicted model, not a curated record